GUGUUUAUUAACAAUUAAUAGAAACUUUGUAUUUAUGUAGAGAUAGUAAAAGAAUCAUUAUUAUCACAGGUCAAAGUUACAUUAAAAUAGUUAAGUACUUGCAGGAAGACACCAGAGAUCUCUUGGUUUCCCUUAAAACCUUACUAGGAACGAGGCUUUAACAAGUAACCUUGCAAGGUAAUAGAGCAAGCUGUCUUAAAACUGGUGAUUUAGAUAGAGGGGGCCUUUGGAGCCUAUAGCCAGCAUUAAAAAAUCUAAUUCUGUAAAAUGUAGUGUUCUUCAUUGCCAUUAAUGACCUAGGGGAUUGUGGAGAGGGGGAUAUAAUUACAUACUCCAUUAGAAAUUUAUAAAAUAAAAACAGUAAUUUCAGGUAAAUUUUGUUUCAUUUAUUUUCAUAAACUCUUCCUGUUUUAAUUACCUAACUUUUUAGCUAGCCUAAAAAUAUUUGUUCAGAGACUGACAAACUUUUUCUUAAUUUUUAAAUCAGGUGACUAAUAAACAUACCAAUAGAAUAUGGCUGCACAAAUACCAGAAUCUGAUCAGAUAAAACAGUUUAAGGAAUUUCUUGGAACCUACAAUAAACUUACAGAAACCUGCUUUUUGGAUUGCGUUAAAGACUUCACAACAAGAGAAGUAAAACCUGAAGAGACCACCUGUUCCGAACAUUGCUUACAGAAAUAUUUAAAAAUGACACAAAGAAUAUCCAUGAGAUUUCAGGAAUAUCAUAUUCAGCAGAAUGAAGCCCUGGCAGCCAAAGCAGGACUUCUUGGCCAACCACGAUAGAGAAGUCCUAAUGGAUGGACUUUUGAUGAAAGAUUGCCAGCGGCUGUUGUGAUGGAAAUGAGGAUUCAUCUGAUAGAAUCCCCUGAAAGCAGUAGCCACCAUAUUAAACUGUCUGUCAUAACUUUGGCAAAUGGAAACAACUGGAGAAACAAAAUUGCUAUUUACUGAGAAUAAUCAAAAUAGGAGGUCUUAUUGUUCAAUGAAAGUAAUAAGAUGCAACAUUUGUUGAGGCCUUAAGAUUCAGCAGCUUGGUAAUUUCAUUAGAAAAAUAAACCAUUGUUUCUUCAAUUGUGACUGUUAAUUUUAAAGCAAAAUAUGUGUUCAAUCAUGUAUGAGAUAGAAACAAUUUUUUAUUACUAAAAGUAAAAUAAAUGGAAAUAUCACUGGGCAGUUGUUUAUACUAUAUAGAGUACCAUAGUAUUCUGACUGGACUGUGGAUACGUUGAAAUGUUUUUCAAUCACGAUCGUCCUCCAAGUAUUCCUGUUCAUUCAUGUCUGCCUCAAAUUGCUGGUAAAUACAUAAAAUAGUUACUUGCUAAUCAUUUCAACGCACGAUCAUUUCUUGCCUCCCUUCUUGUGUCAGGGUAGGCAUUAUACAUUCGUAUCUUAGCCAUAUUUUUCAUAUGUCUACAGGAAACAUUCCAUCUGAGACUACCUUGUGAAUAUGUAAGAGUUGACUAGUAUGCUCUAGUGGAGACUGUGUUUUGUGUUUUGUUCAAAAGCUGAGUCCAACAUGAAUGAUUCUCAGUCCAACAUUAUACAGUGUAUUCUCAUCCAUGACGUGUGAUCAGUGCAAUAAAAAGUGAACUGAA
Neomonachus schauinslandi (Hawaiian monk seal) is the source of this 1595-nucleotide messenger RNA. It is a transcript of the gene TIMM9, whose product is annotated as translocase of inner mitochondrial membrane 9. NCBI's taxonomy places the organism in Eukaryota, Metazoa, Chordata, Mammalia, Carnivora, Phocidae. The transcript is spliced from 3 exons. The coding region runs from base 514 to 783 and encodes 89 amino acids. The record is from RefSeq and is a predicted model, not a curated record.